Molecule: messenger RNA, 864 nt
Organism: Linnemannia hyalina
Lineage: Eukaryota; Fungi; Mortierellomycota; Mortierellomycetes; Mortierellales; Mortierellaceae
Source: the annotation of a GenBank genome assembly
AUGAAGGUCACCAUAAUCCUCGCGGCUGUUAUCGCUGCCUCGUCAGUCUCCGCCUACCAAUGCCCCGACACUGCUUCUAUCAACUCUUCUUGCCGUCAGAUCACUGUCACCCCAUUGGUGUGCAGCAACCCCAAUGUCAACAAGGAUGUCUGCAAUGCCAAGCAGUGCAACCAAGCGUACAUCGAUAACUACUCUGCCUGCCAGUGCCUUCGCAGUCCCAACAUGUUCUAUGAGCACUCCGUCAACGUCGAGGGUCUUCUUAAACGUUGCGGUCUCUCGACCUUGAGCAACCCCUUCGGUAGCUCCAGCCAGUACAAACCCGGCCAAGGCACCCAAAUCUUUAGUCCCGGUGGCAACGUCCGUGCCACGUCGACUAGCGGCAACGGCUCGUCCCGAUCGGCCGCCCCUAUAGAGAGCCCCACCGAGACCCCCGUCCCCGUCCAGUCGCAAGGACAUGAGUUGUCUGGAGGCGCCAUUGCCGGUAUUGUCAUCGGAUGCUUGGCCGCCUUGGCCCUUGCCGGUCUUUUGGCCUGGUGCUGGAGAAGAAAGCGCAGCGAUCAUACUACUACCUACAACACCCACUCGAACCUCGAGAACCAAAACCGUGGCCCUACCCGCACCGUUAUCUCAGAGAAGGUUGAGCCCGUCGUCGUCAAGUCCGGUACCCACCAGACCUACAACAACAACAACAAUGACCCCGCCAACAACUCUACCUCAUACACCACCAAUACUCAGCCUGUCCCCGCGAACCGAGGGCACGACAGCAACACUCCGACUACUUAUAACACUGGUUCGAGCGCUGUUCACCCUUCGACCUCGUACAACACAACGACUACGACUGGGUACAACACUGCCAACAAUUAG